AUGACCCAGGAGCAGUAUAUCCUUGCAGCGCAGCCCAACCCACUCCACCAGCGUGGUGCGUCAGUGUGUGGUGCCCAAGUUUACCCAGCAGUGGGCAUCUAUGGCUGGAGGAAAAGAUGCUUGUACUUCUUUAUCCUCCUCCUACUUGUCACCAUGAUCGUCAACCUGGCGCUGACCAUCUGGAUCCUCAAAGUCAUGAACUUCACUCCGAGUGGUAUGGGGAAUCUGCAAGUGACCAAGGACGGAGUCAGACUGGAGGGAGUGUCCGAAUUCCUGUUGCCUUUAUACGUCAAAGAGAUCCAGUCUCGUAGGGACAGUCCAUUGAUCCUCCAAUCAGACAGAAAUGUGACCGUCAAUGCUAGGAAUAAUCAGGGACAACUGACCGGUCAGCUAACAGUGGGUUCAGAGAUGGUGGAGGCCCAGUGUCAAAGGUUUGAGGUGAGGAGUGCAGAUGGAGAGAGAGUUCUGUUCUCUGCAGACGAAGAGGAGAUCAGCAUCGGCACUGAGAAACUCAGAGUCACAGGAAAUGAAGGUGUGGUGUUCAGCCAUUCUGUAGAAACAUCACAUGUGAGGGCAGAACCCUUCCAGGACCUAAAGCUGGAGUCCCCGACCCGGACCCUCACCCUGGAAGCCCCCAGAGGGGUGGAGGUCAAUGCUGGAGUGGGAGACUUCUCGGCGUCCUGUAGGAAAGACCUUCUCUUGCAGUCCUCAGAAGGAGAGAUCUUUCUAGAUGCAAACACCAUCCGGCUGGGUAACAUUCCCCUUGGCAGUGCUGUGGACCCCCUGGAAGGGGCACCAGCAGGUACCACAUACACCAAACAGACUGUGUACGAGCUGUGUGCCUGCGCCAACGGCAAGCUCUACCUGUCCCCGGCUGAGAAGGGUUCUACCUGCCAAACCACUAGUAAUUUUUGUCUUUGGAGCUGA
This is a messenger RNA of Scomber scombrus (Atlantic mackerel), 927 nucleotides long. Its product is annotated as zeta-sarcoglycan. Gene Ontology annotation, cellular component: sarcoglycan complex; sarcolemma. The transcript is spliced from 7 exons. NCBI's taxonomy places the organism in Eukaryota, Metazoa, Chordata, Actinopteri, Scombriformes, Scombridae. The coding region runs from base 1 to 927 and encodes 308 amino acids. Gene Ontology annotation, biological process: heart contraction; cardiac muscle tissue development. The record is from RefSeq and is a predicted model, not a curated record.